UUAAUAUACAUAAAAUCUAGCUAUAAGUAUAAAUUAAUGGGGAGGCAGCCAUGUUGUGACAAGCUUAUGGUGAAGAAGGGGCCGUGGACGGCGGAGGAAGACAAGAAACUGAUAAACUUUAUAUUGAACAACGGCCACUGUUGCUGGAGGGCCUUGCCUAAGCUGGCCGGUCUACGUCGCUGUGGGAAGAGCUGCCGUCUACGGUGGACUAAUUAUCUCCGACCUGACUUGAAGAGAGGUCUUCUCUCCGAAGCUGAGGAACAGCUUGUCAUCGACCUUCAUGCACUUCUUGGAAACAGAUGGUCCAAGAUCGCUGCAAGGUUACCAGGAAGAACAGACAACGAGAUAAAAAAUCAUUGGAAUACUCAUAUCAAGAAGAAGCUCCUUAAGAUGGAAAUCGAUCCUUUGACCCAUCAACCUUUAAACAAAGUAUCUUCGGAUAAAAAAUUCGACGAUAAAUCGGAAACUUCAUCGAAAGACGGAAAUGUAAAGAGAAGUGAUGAUAAAAGCUUAGAGACCGAUGAAUCAACAAAAAAUACCAUAAAUGAAACUAGCACGAUCACUCAUCAAAAUAGUUCAAAAGAUGAGUAUGAGUUACUUGGUGAUAUUAUUGAUCAUAAAGAUGAAGAUUUAUUUAAUAUUCUAUGGACCAACGAUGAACCACCUCUAGUUGAUGUAUCAUGGAGCAAUAGUAUUGGUGGAGCAGCAUCAGUCGUAGCCGCUGACAAGAUCAACAUGGAAGCUGGGGAAGAUCUUCCCACAUGGCCAUUAGAAGAAAAAAACGGUGACAAUUGGAUGUUUUUGGAUUAUUGCAAAGACUUUGGUGUUCAAGACUUUGGUUUUUGUCAAACCUCCAUGGAGACUGGUUACAAGGAUUAACUAGCAUAUGCGAGGAUAUAUAUGGCACAUACAUACAUAUACAUAUGUAUAAAUUUAUACACGGUGAAAGUAAUGUAAGCAUAAUCAUGUAAAGCAGUAAAGAAGCACCAUGAAUUUUCACAAAGUACGUCUUUUUUAUUUUUUUA
This is a messenger RNA of Capsella rubella, 1025 nucleotides long. Its product is annotated as protein ODORANT1. The transcript is spliced from 2 exons. The record is from RefSeq and is a predicted model, not a curated record. Lineage: Eukaryota; Viridiplantae; Streptophyta; Magnoliopsida; Brassicales; Brassicaceae. Bases 37 to 879 code for a protein of 280 amino acids.